Austrofundulus limnaeus is the source of this 2713-nucleotide messenger RNA. RefSeq names its product Rho guanine nucleotide exchange factor (GEF) 33 (gene arhgef33). The record is from RefSeq and is a predicted model, not a curated record. The transcript has 17 exons. The coding region runs from base 32 to 2461 and encodes 809 amino acids. Gene Ontology annotation, molecular function: guanyl-nucleotide exchange factor activity. Lineage: Eukaryota; Metazoa; Chordata; Actinopteri; Cyprinodontiformes; Rivulidae.
UGGACCUGAAGGAGCAGGACUGUACCUGAAAAUGGAGAAUGACAGAACCAAAACUGAGGAGAGGUUGGCGAGCCUGUCAGAAGAUACCAAAGUAAAUGUGGAGGAACCUCCUCUGGAGAUUACUCAGCUGCAGGGCCUGUUGGUGGAGCUGCGCGAGGGGCUCCACGCGGCUCUGACUGAUCUCAGCGAGCUCCGCCAGAGGGACCGCGACCUGGAGGAGAAGCUGCAAGCCCAUCAGACCGAUGUGGACGAUAAGAUAAUGGGCCUGAAGAACUCGCUCAACUCAUUCAAGGAAGAACUGAAUGUAGCUUUGUUCCAUAUUGAGGAUGUUUCCAGCAGACAGGCAGAGGUGCAGAAGAGGACGGAGCUGCUGCAGUUUGAAAGCAACAAAGAUAUCAUUUCAGUUCCACACAGCAGAAGAAGAAGCUCCAGUGCUGACGCGCUAACACCACCGGAGGAUGAACACAUCUGUCCUCCCAGCCAAUCAGAUCUCAGCAUUUACCAGCACAGCGCAUCUCCACAGAGGAGCAAUACGUCCACACAAACUUCCACCUCCGAGCAGGAGGCUCAGCCGCAGCAGCAGAAACCUCCUGCAUUGGGCGAGAAGAGCAGCAACGGAUUUGAGGCCGAAAUCUCCAACAAUCAGACUGAAAACAAUAAGAGACAAAAAGCAGCGCUGGAGCUGCUGGAGUCAGAGAGAGUCUACGUGUCCCAUCUGUCUCUGCUACUGAAGGCCAACAUCUCCUUCAACGGAUCAGAGGCUCUGACGCCCAAAGACAAACGUCCGUUCCCCAGCUCUUUAAGGUUUCUCAUCCAGCAGCACCUCGAGCUCCUCCACACUCUGCAGGAACGUGUGCUCAAGCUCCAGUGGCAAGGCAUCAUGGGAGAUAUUUUCAUGAAGCUCACCAGCAAAGAAAGUGAUUUCCUGGACUUCUAUGUUUCCUACCUGAAGGAGCUUCCAGACUGCCUGUCAGUCAUCAAUCUGCUUGCUUCUAGCUCCAUGAAGACUUCAGUCUUUCUGGAGAGCGACAUCAUCGGGGAUGAAUCCAAACCAUCCCUUUACACGCUGCUCCUUCAGCCCGUGCAGAGGAUCCCAGAUUACCUGCUGCUGCUUCAGGGGCUUCUUAGACAAACAGAUACAGAUCACCCAGACUACUAUCUGCUGCUGGUGAGUAUCCAACAGUUCAGGUCCUUCACUGCGCAGUACCACCACCUCCUUCAGCACAACCAGGAGCUUCUGCUGCUCAACCGCAAGGAGGUGAAGAGGUCCACCAUGAAGCAGCUGUUAAAGACGGUGGAAACUGGGAUUCAAACCAAUAACAUCGGCUCGCCAUACCCUCGCAGCAAUGCAAUGCUGGAACAUGCCAACAUGGUGAGGCGCAGGAAGCAGUGUCUCCUGGAGCAGAUUCAGUCCCAUCGUUUCCAGGACUGGAAUCGUAAUCAGGACCCUGAGAAACAUUGUUACGAAACAGAGUGGCCGUCCCACCUGCCACUCUUCAGCUCCGAUCUGGACUCAAGGACUCAAAAGCCAACAGGUCUCGGCAGCAUCCCAGAGAGUGAGGCGUCAGAGAGACCCCACGAGCACAAUCUGCCCUCCAGACCCUCUGAGUUCCACCACGUUCAGCCGGGCUCAGCUCUGGCUGAUGCCCUCGGAGAGUUCCUCCUGCCCCCAGACCCCCCAGGGAUGGAGGCCUUUUACGACGAGGACAGGGUCUCCCUUUGCGACGCGCCUCUCUUUGACCCUUGCUCCUCCGCCUCCUCAGACUCCUCCAUUGACAUUGCUUUCGUGAAAUGUCCCAAACCCCACUCAGCGCCGCACCACGCAGUGGCAACAAACAAGCCCACCGCCGUCUUUGGGAUGGGCGGAAGUCAUAGUUACGGCAAACUGCCUGGCCGGGGCUGCGUGUCACCAGAUGAAGCCGUGAUGACACGUCGCAAUCUGCACCGGCCCCUCCAGGCCAGCCAGCACAAGAGUAAGUCACUGAAUGGUCUGCAGAUGGAGAACUCCACGAGUGGCCUGGAUGCAGGGCCUCUGUCAGACCACCUCCAAAGGGGGGCACUGGGUAGCCACGCCAAACUGGAGCGUCAGGGCAGCAAGGGCAGCAAAUGUUCCACCCCGCCGCACAAAAUCCACAGCCCCCUGGGGAACGCCGACAAACAGAGCUCCGAUCUCCACGGACUGCUCAACAUUGACCCUGGUGACCAGUCAUGGAGGGACGAGUCAAAGUGGAUGGGCGGGGCCGAGGAGAACAACCACACACCCCUCAGUGAGAGGAGUCGCAAAGACAAGGGAGGAUUCAGGAGCUCCUUCAAGAAACUCUUCAAGAAAAAGACCGGUGAUGAAAAGAGGGAGAAAGGAGGCGAAAAAUCACGUGAAAACCAAAACAAUGCUGAGCAUGAAACGGUGGGGAAAACCCCCAAACUGGUUCAUCUGGAGCUGAACCGUGGCACUGCUGUAUAAAGUUAUAUACUGAAAGAGUUCAAUAUCAUGUAAAAAUCUAAGCCAUUAGGCAACAUUUCCACUAAAUAUUUUAAUGUGUAAAUACGUUUUUUUUUUCUUCUCUUUUCAAGACCGUCCUGCUCCUGGACUUUACACUGAAGGAAGAAACUUGAUUUAGUUCAUCCUUUGGUUCUUUGUUACAUUUAUGAUUAAAUUAUUUUCACAUUAUGUACACACCAAUGCUGAUUUAGCAGUAAAUAAGUGACAAAAGCA